GGUCUUUGUUGGACAUUGACCAACCGCGUUCCAAAUUAAACACUUGUAAAUUGUAAUAUUAUGCCGUGUCGUCGCUGGUUGUGUAAAUAUCAUCGCCGUCGUUGUCGUCGCAUAACACGACAGCCGCCACUAUAAGGUUCACUGGCCAGAAGACCAUGACAAUUGAAUUAUCCGUCUUCUUAUUUAUGCACAACGUAUUAUGUACGUUUAAUAAACGAACAUCCCAAGAAAAUUAUCUCUCAUUCUCGACUCUCGGAUAAAUCAGUAUUGUACGCUUAUGGGAUCGACCGAUGGGAUGUGAAUGUGGGAUCUGCGACCACGCAACCAUGAGCGUGUUCGGUAUUUGGUUAACCGUUAUCCUUUUGUCUGUCCCGUCGCGAGGUCAAUCAUUUUUUUACAGCGAACCCGACAAUUACCAUAACAGGGACUCGAAUAAUUUGCAAAACAGAGCUGCGGUCGAACGAAUACCUGACAUCUUCGAUAGGUAUCAAACCCGCAAUCUAGUUCGAGAUGCCGUGGAAAAAUUGCCGUCCAAAAUUGGCUACUUAGGCGAGGCUAAGUAUCGACUUUCAUCGGGAGGUAAUAACGUUAUUUGUCACGUGGACACCACCCAAUACCAUAAGAAUCAAAUUCCUAAAAAAUUAGAACAAACCAUCCAGUCGUCAUGCACUCACGUGCUGUUAAGUUCCGUGGACACGAAUUUCGAUGCUUUAGCCAAUCGCUGGUUCAUUAGCCAGUCCAAUGGUACUUUUAUAUCGGUGGCGCGAUUGAAAAAACAAAACCCUUCGAUAAAAAUGUUAUUAUACGUCAACGACAUUAUGCCGGACAGUGUGUCGGUUACCAGACGAGAUUUCGUCAUUUCCGUUAACGAUUUAUUGAAAACACACGGGUUCGAUGGCAUUGUUUUGUCCGACGUUUUGCCAAGAUCAACGAACGAAUUGUAUUUCGACGAAGACGAUACGACCAAAGAAGAAUUCCCGCUAUUGGUAGAAGAAUUGGCAAGCGUGCUGAAAACCAGAGGAUACUUAUUGGGCAUGGUCGUGUCUCCUGUAGAUCACAUUUCGCGUAAUUACGAAGCGUCCAGACUAGUUCCCAAUCUAGACUUAAUUAUUCUGAAGAGCUUUGAUUUCCGAAAAUACGACAACAAAGUCGUUGGCCAUCACUCUCCGUUGUACAGCUCUGUCGACAGGGAUCCUUCGUCAAAGUACCACAACGUCGAUUAUAUGGUGAAGUAUUGGCUACACAAGGGUGCCGUGCCCGACCAAUUAGUCAUCGGCAUAGCUUUGUUCGGCCGGAGUUUCAAGCUGGAAGAUCCUAAUUACUUCCAACCGGGAUCACGCUCCGCGGGUAAUGGCCAUGCUGGCCGGUGGACAAAAACUCCGGGAUAUCUAUCCUAUUAUGAGGUUUGUGAACGUAUGAAACGGAACGACUGGAAACAGUAUUCGGACUCAGCGGGCUCGCCGUUUCUCGUCAGAAAAGACCAGUGGAUCAGUUACGAGAAUCCCCAAAGUCUGAUUAAAAAGUUGGAAUACGUAGGAAAUCAGAGAUUGGGAGGAGUGAUGUUAUGGUCGAUUGAUUCAGACGACUUUAACGGGAUGUGCGGUUUACCUUGGCCUCUCGUCAAUACAGUAAAAACAUUUACGACCCACGCGAACAACUUCCCAUUGAAAUUGCGCGAUGUUCCAAUGGAUAGCACGUUAAACAAAAAAGUAAUUUGCUACUACGCCAGUUGGUCAUGGUACCGAGUCGGAGAUGGAAAGUACGCUCCAGAGUAUAUAAAUAAGAAUCUUUGUACCCACAUAGUAUAUGCGUUUGCUGCUCUAGAUCCAAAUGAGUUGAUAAUGAUAGCAGGCGACGAAUGGGAAGACGUUGAAAACAAAUUCUACGAACGAUUUAUUUCAAAAUUAAAAUCAGGGAACACAAAAAUAAUGAUUUCCUUAGGUGGAUGGACAGAUUCGUAUGGUGAUAAAUACACAAAACUGGUCGGGAGUGGUGUAGCCAGAAAAAAGUUUGUGACUUCUGCUGUAGCAUUUUUGAGAAAACACAAUUUUGAUGGUUUACAUCUAGACUGGAAUUAUCCUGUGUGCUGGCAAGCCGAUUGCACUCAAGGACCGCCUUCCGAUAAAUCUAAUUUUGUCAAAUUAACGCAGGAAUUGAGAGCUGAAUUUAAUAAACAAGAUCCACCGUUUGAACUAUCAGCAUCGAUCUCUGGCUACGACGAAAUCAUAAAAGAAGCUUACGAUUUCCCCAAUUUGAGCGAGAAUUUAGAUUUUAUGUCGGUAAUGACGUACGAUUAUCAUGGGCCAUGGGAAAAUAUUACGGGUCAUGUGAGUCCGGCCUACUAUAAAAAAGACGAUCAAUUUCCAAAAUAUAAUAUGGACUCCACUAUCAAGUUGAUUACUAGAUUGGGCGCAGAUCCAGCUAAGAUAGUGUUAGGUCUGCCGUUCUAUGGACAAUCGUAUACCUUAGCAUCGAGUUCUGAACAUGGACUCGGAGAUCCUGCCAAAGGGCCAGGUAUUCCAGGUGAAUACACCCAACAGCCCGGCAUGCUGGCGUACUAUGAAAUAUGUAACAGAGUGUACAAUGAAAACUGGCAGUCAUCUCGCGAUAAACAGAGCGGACUGGAUCCAUACGCGUACAAUGGCAAUCAAUGGGUCAGUUACGAUGACGAGACGUCGAUAAGACUUAAGUCGGAGUACAUAGUGAAGCAAAACCUUGGUGGCGCAAUGGUCUGGACAAUCGACUUGGAUGAUUUUAGUAAUAGAUGCUGCAGGGGAGCUUACCCGUUGCUAACCAAAGUAAACGAAGUGUUCCAGAGAAUUUCAAUUAAACCGUCAUAUUCAGGAUGCAAAAAACCAGAUUAUCCUAUAACACCAAAUGUCCCACUUCCAACUACUACUGAGGAAGGCGAAGGUUCAUGGGAACAUCAAAUGGAAAUGAUGACUACUUCCACGUCGACGACGACAACAACAGCUGAACCAAUACAAGUUUUUACUAAACCUCAAUCUCGACCUACAACUUCUACAACCACAGAACCAGCAUUGUGGACAACGCCGUCUGUGACAUCAACAUCGAUUGAAUCGACAACAGAAACUCAGCAACAUCAGACUCACAGUCCUCCAGCAAACAGACCUUGGUGGUCUGAACAAUCUACAAAAAGACCAGACCAACAACAACGACCACAAUCUUGUGUAGAAGGUUCAUACAAGCCAUCAAAAGAGAGUUGUCAAAAUUAUUAUCAAUGUAAAAACGGAAGGUACAGACGUCAUUCGUGCAAAAAAGGUCUUCUAUGGAAUAGAAGCGCAAAUAAAUGCGAUUUGUCGGAAAAUACCAACUGCAAUACUCUCGACAGUUCACAGCAAUCAGUUCAGUCACCAAUGACAUCUGAGAAACCAAACAGGCCAUCGACAUCAUCUCAGCCAACACCAACAACAACCAUAAGGGAUACGACAUGUGUUGAAGGAGAACAGAUAGCAACUACGAGCGAUUGCAUUUCUUAUUUCCUAUGUUCACGCGGACAGUACAUUAAGGAACUUUGUCCUCCAGGAUUAGCUUGGAAUGAUCAAGCUAAAAUAUGCGAUUGGAAGCAAAAUGUGAAUUGUGAAAAUAGGCGAUCAGAUAGUGGAAAUUUACAACGGUUCGUCGAUAAUAACGGAAAUGAAUUAUCUACCUCAGGAUUGGUCAAAAUUCGUAAUUUACCUAAACCAUUGUUUGUGUACAAACAAUCAUUUUCCGAAUGCCAAGACGGUCAAUUUGCUCCACACCCAGGAGAUUGUAAUAAGUUCUUACAAUGUUUGUGGGGAAAUUUUAAAGUAAACUCCUGUCCAUCUGGACUCUAUUGGAACGCCGCACUUAAUGUAUGUGAUUGGCCCUAUAAUUCUGGAUGUGUUCAAUCCGAACAAGUAAAUCUGCCUAUUGUUGGAAAUUAUCCGACAUCAUCUCAAGUAACACAAUCUAGGCCCACUCCAAAACCGAUCACGAAACCUACGACCACGAGGCCUACCACAAUAACGCCUUCUAUGGAGAGUUGGUGGAAACCACCUUCUACUACCGAACUAGCGACAACUGAAAACCCGUGGGCUUGGAAACCAGAUUCCACUACGGAAAACUCAGGAUUGUGGAAACCUGAAGAAUCUAAUACAGGAGAUCCUUGGGAAUGGAAACCUACCACUACUACAGGAGAUCCUUGGGAAUGGAAACCUACCACUACUACUGCGGCAACGUUGCCAACAACUGAAUCAAAUUACCAGUUAACAGAACAGUAUAAAGUUGUUUGCUACUUUACCAACUGGGCUUGGUAUCGACCAUCGGCCGGCAAAUUUUUCCCUGAAGACACAGAUCCAAAUCUCUGCACUCACAUAGUGUAUGGAUUCGCGACUUUAGAUUAUACCGAAUUAACUAUACGAGUAUUUGAUUCAUGGGCUGAUAUAGAUAAUGGAUUUUAUGAGCGACUAGUGGCGCUGAAAAAACGUGGCGUUAAAGUGUCUAUUGGAUUAGGAGGAUGGAAUGAUUCGGCGGGCGAUAAGUACAGUAGAAUGGUAAACAGCCGAGCCAAUCGUAAGAAGUUUAUUAACAGUAUAAUUAAGUUUAUUCAAAAGUACGGGUUCCAAGGCCUGGACGUUGACUGGGAGUACCCAAAGUGUUGGCAGACUAAUUGUAAUCAAGGACCAGAUUCUGACAAACACUCGUUUUCGAGUUUAUUAAUUGAACUUAGACAAGCAUUUAGACCAUACGGUUACUUAUUAUCUGCCGCCGUUUCACCUAGCAAAGCUGUAAUUGAUGCAGGAUAUGAUGUUCCUAUUCUAAGCAAGUAUUUAGAUUGGAUUGGUGUCAUGACUUACGAUUACCACGGUCAAUGGGAUAAGAAAACUGGACAUGUCGCGCCUAUUUAUUAUCAUCCAGAAGAUGAAAUUAGUUACUUUAAUAUGAAUUACACUAUAAACUACUGGAUUGAGAAAGGGGCUAAUAGCAGAAAAAUUGUGCUGGGCAUACCACUCUACGGUCAAUCGUUUACUCUAUCUAAUCCCAACGUUCAUGGAUUAAAUGCUCCUGCUUCAGGAGCCGGGCAAGCCGGACAGUUUACACGAUCCGCCGGAUUCCUUGCUUAUAAUGAGAUUUGUAUUAAACUUGCAUCUGGGCAGUGGAAUAUUGUUCGCGAUCCAAAAAAAAGAAUCGGACCAUACGCUUAUAGUGGUAAUCAGUGGGUAGGAUUCGAUGACAUUUGGUCUGUAAAACAAAAGGCAGACUACGUGAAGACGAUGAAUUUGGGUGGCGCAAUGAUUUGGGCAUUGGAUCUAGACGACUUCCGAAAUGUAUGUGGACAAGGACAUUACCCAUUACUAACUACUAUUAUGAAAACUUUGGGUUAUAAAAAAGGAGACACAUUUACAACUUCAGCGACCAAUGCCUCGUCAUCAUUGGUUACUGGAAGCUAUCCCUCAUAUCCUCAAACUGUAUCACCUACAGAAAUGGUACCGACUACUAGGCCGCCAAUGAGACCGACGACUACCAGGCCAACGACGGUUAGGCCAAUAGCCACUAAACCACCAACAACUAACAAACCAACCACUGUGAAACCUACAAGCCCAUUGCCAACCACUAUAAAACCGACUACCACUAAGCCUACAAUAAGCACACCAGCAAGACCAAUAGUUAAUCCUUCGAAACCUGAAAACUUCAAGGUGGUCUGUUAUUUUACUAAUUGGGCGUGGUAUAGACAAAACGGUGGCAGAUAUUUACCGAGUGACGUCGAUCCAUCGCUGUGCACUCAUAUUGUCUAUGGGUUCGCCGUGCUCGACAAUGAAGAUUUGAACAUAAAAGCACACGAUUCGUGGGCGGAUUAUGACAACUUAUUUUACCAAAAAGUGACGGAGCUCAAAAAAUACGGAAUCAAGGUUUUAUUGGCAAUUGGCGGUUGGAAUGACUCGGCCGGUAGCAAGUAUAGUGAAUUGGUAAACAAUCCAAAUGCUCGUAGCAAAUUUGUCAGGCAUGUGGUAGGUUUUAUAAAGCAAAACAAUUUUGACGGACUAGAUGUCGAUUGGGAGUAUCCGAAAUGCUGGCAGGUGGACUGUAAACGUGGUCCGAAUAGCGACAAAGAAGGAUUCUCGAAUUUAUUGACUGAACUAAGGGAAGCAUUCGACAAAGAAGGGUUCCUAUUGUCGGCCGCUGUAUCGCCUAACAAAGCCGUAAUCGACGCAGGAUAUGAUGUACCUCUGCUUUCGAGAACGUUGGAUUGGAUCUCGGUAAUGGCAUACGACUAUCAUGGACAAUGGGAUAAAAAAACUGGACACGUGGCCCCGAUGUAUAGUCAUCCGGACGAUACCGAUAUGAAAUUCAACGCGAACUAUACUUUAUACUAUUGGGUGAGCAAAGGAGCAGACCCUCGCAAGUUAGUCAUGGGCAUGCCGACGUACGGUCAGUCAUUUUCGUUAGCUUCUUCCAAGGAAAAUGGGUUAAAUGCUUUGACUUACGGAGGAGGUGAAGCCGGAGAGGCGACCAGAUCUCGAGGGUUCAUGGCUUACUACGAAAUUUGUUAUAGAAUUUUGAAAAAAAAUUGGCGAAUAGUACAAGAUCCGUUGGGAACAAUGGGUCCUUAUGCAUACAACGGCAAUCAGUGGGUGUCUUUUGACGACCAGGAAAUGAUUAAAUACAAAUCAGAAUUUGUGGUUCGCAACAAUCUAGGUGGCGCCAUGAUAUGGGCACUGGAUUUAGACGAUUUUAGGAACGUGUGUGGCUGUGAAACGUAUCCGUUGCUUAAGACCAUCAACCGAGUACUUGGUCGGCUACCGGGUCCUUCCCCAGAUUGUUACCUGGACCUAAACGAAAACGAUAUCGAUGGCAGGGAAUCUUUAGAUAACAAAAGCGAUGAAAAAAUAGAAAAAAGUAACAAAAAUCCUAGUUGUACGGAACCACUUUUAAGAGGUUUUCCGGAAGAUUGCAAUAAAUACGAGAUAUGUCAAUUCGGUGAACUCAGUGUACAGAGCUGUCCAGAAUCGCUAUAUUUCAACAAGAAAAACGCAUUGUGCGACUGGCCUGAGAACGUCAACUGUACUAAACAAUUAUUAUCGAGUUAAACUCUUCGGUUUGACGGCAUCGACGUAUCAAGACUGAAAUCGUACCGCAUAUUGACCCUAUCGCAAGAGUCAUACCAUAGCUAUUAGUAUUAUUAUAAAAUAAAUUGUAUUUAUUGUAAUUAGUGUUGUAGUCAUACGUGUACUAUUGGCCAUAUACGAAUAACCGAAUUGCUGUACGUUGACGAGUGAAUCUAAAUUAUUUUACCGGUUGUGACAAAAAAAAAUUAUUAUUCCUUAAAUUUAACAAAAAAAAAAUUAAAGAUAUACCUAAAUAUAGUAUUCACCUGUAUGUAUUAUCAUAUUAUUCUUAUACAACAUGUAAAUUAUUAUAUUUUAUAAUAUGAAAGGAAACUAAUUUUUAUUAUAGGCAUUAACGAAAAACACCAUAAUAUAGAAUAAGCUUAUUCUGUAAAUAUU
Molecule: messenger RNA, 7490 nt
Organism: Adelges cooleyi (spruce gall adelgid)
Lineage: Eukaryota; Metazoa; Arthropoda; Insecta; Hemiptera; Adelgidae
Product: probable chitinase 10
Exons: 36
Coding region: 291-7073 (2260 amino acids)
Biological process (GO): chitin catabolic process; carbohydrate metabolic process
Cellular component (GO): extracellular region
Molecular function (GO): chitin binding; chitinase activity
Source: RefSeq, a predicted model, not a curated record